Scatophagus argus is the source of this 3663-nucleotide messenger RNA. RefSeq names its product NLR family CARD domain-containing protein 3-like. The transcript is spliced from 10 exons. Gene Ontology annotation, molecular function: protein binding. NCBI's taxonomy places the organism in Eukaryota, Metazoa, Chordata, Actinopteri, Scatophagidae. The coding region runs from base 29 to 3508 and encodes 1159 amino acids. The record is from RefSeq and is a predicted model, not a curated record.
AGUGUUGGUCAUGUGACUGACAGGACUGAUGACAAAUGUUGUUGUGUUGUGUGAAGGUGUGAACUGUGCCAUGAAUCAGUGUGAGGAGACACAGGAGGGAGUCCCUCCCUCUAAAACCACUCUGUGUGGGGAACCUGACAGCCAGACCAGACCUCACAGCCCCGAGCAGCAGCAGAGACCAGACUGUCCUGAACCUGGAUGCAAUCGUGGUCCUGGAUAUCAACAAGGACCAGGACCUGCACUUCCAUCUGAACCUGAACGAGAAUUCAGCUGUGUGUCUGAGAGUGAUAUGUCGAUGAAGUCUCCUCUUCUUUUUAGACGAUCUGCUGAUGGAGGUAUCCAGCAACUGAGACCAGCCUCUCUUGAACCCAGCGGUCUACCAUUCAAGAGCGACAAUUCAAUGGAACAUUUCAUUGACUUUAAACGACGACGUCCUCCUGCUGAUCAGGUAGUUGACGAGCAGAGCUCAGAGGUUCCCAUUGGCCGGUCUGCCCCGCAGUAUGAGACAGACCUGGACUCCAUUUUUAAGCUGCUGGAGGAGGACAUUGUCACUUUUGUGAGGAACGAACUGAAGAAGUUCCAGAGGGUUCUGAGUCCAGAUGGUCCAGGAUCUUUAGAUAGUCUGAGGGAGGAUGAUGAGGUGCUGGAUGGUGAGGAUGAAGAGCAGAGGAGGAGCAGCAGGGAGGCAUUUCUGAAGAUCACACAGCACUUCCUGAGGAGAAUGAAGCAGGAGGAACUGGCUGACUGUCUGCAGAGCAGAAAUCCUGUUCCAGUUUGUUUCCAGCAUCAACUCAAAUCUAAGCUGAAGAAGAAGUAUGAGUGUGUGUUUGAGGGGAUUGCUAAAGCAGGAAACCCGACCCUCCUGAAUCAGGUCUGCACAGAGCUCUACAUCACAGAGGGAGAGACUGGAGGGGUCAACGAUGAACAUGAGGUCAGACAGAUUGAAACAGCAGCCAGGAAAACCAGAAGACCAGAGACAACAAUCAGACAAGAAGACAUCUUUAAAGCCUCACCUGGAAGAGAUGGACCAAUCAGAACAGUGAUGACAAAGGGAGUGGCUGGCAUUGGGAAAACAGUCUUAACACAGAAGUUCACUCUGGACUGGGCUGAAGACAAAGCCAACCAGGACAUCCACUUCACAUUUCCAUUCACUUUCAGAGAGCUGAAUGUGCUGAGAGAGAAAAAGUUCAGCUUGGUGGAACUUGUUCAUGACUUCUUCACUGAAACCAAAGAAGCAGGAAUCUGCAGGUUUGAGAAGUUCCUGGUUGUGUUCAUCUUUGACGGUCUGGAUGAGUGUCGACUUCCUCUGGACUUCCACAACAAUGAGAUCCUGACUGAUGUCACAGAGUCCACCUCAGUGGAUGUGCUGCUGACAAACCUCAUCAGGGGGAAUCUGCUUCCCUCUGCUCGCCUCUGGAUAACCACACGACCUGCAGCAGCCAAUCAGAUCCCUGCUGAGUGUGUUGACAUGGUGACAGAGGUCAGAGGGUUCACUGACCCACAGAAGGAGGAGUACUUCAGGAAGAGAUCCAGAGAUGAUGAGAAGCAGGCCAGCAGAAUCAUCUCCCACAUCAAGACAUCACGAAGCCUCCACAUCAUGUGCCACAUCCCAGUCUUCUGCUGGAUCACUGCUACAGUUCUGGAGGAUAAGUUGAAGACCAGAGAGGGAGGAGAGCUGCCCAGGACCCUGACUGAGAUGUACAUCCACUUCCUGGUGGUUCAGUCCAAACGAAAGAACAUCAAGUAUGAUGGAGGAGAUGGGACAGAUCCACAGUGGAAUCCAGACAGCAGGAAGAUGAUUGAGUCUCUGGGAAAACUGGCUUUUGAGCAGCUGCAGAAAGGCAACCUGAUCUUCUAUGAAUCAGACCUGACAGACUGUGGCAUCGAUAUCAGAGCAGCCUCAGUGUACUCAGGAGUGUUCACCCAGAUCUUUAUAGAGGAGAGAGGACUGCACCAGAUGAAGGUGUUCUGCUUCGUCCAUCUGAGCGUUCAGGAGUUUCUGGCUGCUCUUCAUGUCCAUCAGACAUUCAUCAACUCUGGUGUCAACCUGCUGGCAGAAGAACAACCAACAUCCCAGAAGUCUGAAACAAGAACAGAUGAAUCUGCAGAGACACAGUUCUACUGGAGUGCUGUGGACAAGGCCUUGCGGAGUCAAAAUGGACACCUGGACUUGUUCCUUCGCUUCCUUCUGGGUCUUUCACUGCAGACCAAUCAGGCUCUCCUCCGAGACCUGCUGACAAAGACAGGAAGUAGUUCACAGACCAAUCAGGAAACAAUCCAGUACAUCAAGAAGAAGAUCAGUGAGAAUCGAUCUCCUGAGAGGAGCAUCAAUCUGUUCCACUGUCUGAAUGAACUGAAUGAUCGUUCUCUGGUGGAGGAGAUCCAACGCUACCUGAGGUCAGGAAGUCUCUCCACAGAUCAACUGUCUCCUGCUCAGUGGUCAGCUCUGGUCUUCAUCUUACUGUCAUCAGAAGAAGAUCUGGAUGUGUUUGACCUGAAGAAAUACUCUGCUUCAGAGGAGGCUCUUCUGAAGCUGCUUCCAGUGGUCAAAGCCUCCAACAAAGCUCUACUGAGCGGCUGUAACCUGUCAGAGAGAAGCUGUGAAGCUCUGUCCUCAGUCCUCAGCUCCCAGUCCUCCAGUCUGAAAGAGCUGGACCUGAGUAACAAUGACCUGUGGGAUUCAGGAGUGAAGGUGCUGUCUGCAGGACUGGAGAGUCCAGCCUGUAGACUGGAGACUCUCAGGUUGUCGGGGUGUCUUAUCACAGAGGAAGGCUGCGCUUGUUUGGUCUCUGCUCUGAGCUCCAACACUUCCAGUCUGAAAGAACUGGACCUGAGCUACAACCAACCAGGAGACUCAGGGGUGAGACUGCUGUCUGCUGGACCAGACUGCUCACACAGGAGACUGGACUCUUUACGGGUGGAGCCUGCUGGAGGUCGAUGGCUGACACCGGGGCUGAGGAAGUAUUCCUGUGAGCUCACACUGGACACAAACACAGUAAACACAAAGAUCAAACUGUCUGACAACAACAGGGUGGUGACACACGUGGAGGAGGAUCUGUCAUAUCCUGACCAUCCAGACAGAUUUGACUUCUGGCCUCAGGUGCUGUGCAGAGAAGGUCUGACUGGCCGCUGUUACUGGGAGGUCGAAUGGAGGGGAAAGGUUGACAUAUCAGUGAGCUACAGAGGAAACAACAGGAGAGGAGACAGUGAUGACUGUGUGUUUGGAAGGAAUGAACAGUCCUGGAGUUUGACCUGCUGGGAUAUUCGUUACUACGUCUGGCACAAUAACAAAGGAAUAUCCAUCCCUCCCUCCUCCUCCUCUCCUGCCUCCAACAGAGUUGCAGUGUAUGUGGACUGUCCUGCUGGCACUCUGUCCUUCUACCGAGUCUCCUCUGACACUCUGAUCCACCUCCACACCUUCAACACCACAUUCACUGAACCUCUUUAUCCUGGGUUCAGGUUCUCGUCUGACAGGCCUGGUUCCUCAGUGUCUCUGUGUUCUGAGUAGGAGGGAGAGUGAAAAGGGACAGUAAUCACUGAGGUGGGAAACUGAACACCUCUUUGGCACAAGGACGAUGGUAAAAAUGUUGAAAUGCCUUAAAGACUUGCUGGAUCAAAUUCAAAAUUGGCGGAAAUAAUGAAUAAACAACUUGUAAACCGUCA